AAGUGUAAAGAUUGCGAGUCGACAACAGUGAGGGUAUAUCCGGCCAUUUUGGACAUAUCCCAGAAAGGGAAGGGCAUUGGUAUUGAUUACUACGACAUUCAUCCCGAAUACCAGAAGGGAAAUACUGUUGACAAAGCAUUUGACGUGGCGUUAAUCAAAUUGGAAACGGAGUUCCACUUCAGUCGUCCCACAGCUAACGGCCCGCCAUACCGUACUGCGAAUAGCAUUUGCCUCCCGGUGCGCGACAUAAGGAAUGAACGGGAAGAGUACGCCCGAGUGACCGGACUCGGGGGUCGGGACACCAACCGGUUGCAAGUGGGCUGGCAGGUCAUACACCGGUACAAAGAGUUAUGGGUCAGCCACUACGGGCUUAUGAUACUAACUAUACGACUCAAAAAUCAUCACACUUUGGGAUGUCUGGGCGACUCCGGGAGUUCGUUGAUUCAGUACGUGAAUGGCCGGGCGGUUAUGAUCGGUGUUUUGGCGCAUUCGUCAAACAAUUGCGCUCAAAAUGGUGUCGCCUUUUAUGUGAGGGUGUCCUUCAUUAUUGAUUGGAUCACCAAUUCUUUGAAAACUAUCACUGAAACGGAUCCAGACAUGAAUUACCCGGCUAUCAACGAGUGUCACAUCGGGUUCGUGGGGGCCGGCACUAUGGCCUACGCCAUGGCCUCCGGGUUCGUCAGCUCCGGCGCUGUGAAGGCCAGCCAAUUGAGUGUCAGCGCGCCCUCUAAUCGCAAUCUCAAGAGGUUUGAGGCGCUGGGCUGUCACGUGACCAACAAUAACAACGACCUCUUCAGCCACUUAUCGGCACCGAUGAGACACAAGACGUUGAAGAUUAUCUUCCUGUGCGUCAAACCCCUUGUGUUCAAACAGCCGGUGCUCGACAUGAACGCCUACGCCAAAGAACCGGCAGUUUUAGUGGUGUCUGUGAUGGCCGGCGUAAACCUCGAGACGAUCGUACGGCGCCUUGAGGUAGACCCGGCUGACUGUACGCGUAAUCCAGACAAAGGGCAGAUAUUUGUGGCCCGCAUUAUGCCCAACACUGCCUGUGCGGUGAACGCCGGGGUCUGUGGUGUCAGUUACGUGACCACCGGUGCCCGAGACUAUAGUCAACGGCUGAAGGCUUUCCUGUCGGUGCUGUUGACGCCGUUAGGUGUUUGUGAGUUUGUCGAUGAGAAACAAAUGGACGCCGUGUGCGGGUUAAGUGGCAGUGGCAUCGCUUUCGUACGUAUAGUCAUCUCAUUUUCAUGUGCCGUAAAUCUAAUGAUCCCUUUCCCCUCCCCCUCAUUGACACACCCGUCA
Molecule: messenger RNA, 1302 nt
Organism: Oppiella nova
Lineage: Eukaryota; Metazoa; Arthropoda; Arachnida; Sarcoptiformes; Oppiidae
Source: the annotation of a GenBank genome assembly